This is a messenger RNA of Cherax quadricarinatus, 2001 nucleotides long. The record is from RefSeq and is a predicted model, not a curated record. NCBI's taxonomy places the organism in Eukaryota, Metazoa, Arthropoda, Malacostraca, Decapoda, Parastacidae.
GAGAUGCCAGAUGAGCCAGUUUGUAUGGAUGAUUCCUUUCAAUUCUGUGAUGUUUUGUUCUCUCGUAUAUCUCAGCAGGCUGUUUUUUUAACUCAGACAUCACAAGAGCUUAGCUUUUCUCCAACAGCCAAAGAGCCAGGUCCCUCCUUUCGUGCACACCAGGAACCUGGCCCCUCUCAUACACCCCAGGAGCCUGACAUCUUUCACACAUGCCAAGCACCCACUCCCUCCACUCCAGAGAAAACAGUUAUUGCCUAGUCAGACACCAUAUUCUUUCAAUUCUGUAACACCUGAAGAAGCUAAUGUUGUACAUUUAUUCAAAGCUUUAUGUCCUGGAGGAGUAGCAGCAAAGGUCAUGUGUGAGGUCUAUUUUGCUCUUUCUGGUGAUAUUGGUAAAGUUAAUAAGAAAUCUUUCACUGCUAUUGAACUGAACCAAGUGAAGGGAGAUAUAAGAGAGCUAGACAUUACCACACUAUAUAAACUUUUAAGGUUUGCAUGUGAUUUGGCUGCACCUGGUGAUGCUAUUUGGAUCACUCAAGGUGACACUCUUGAAUAUUGUCUCAACUCUGUAAAAACCAUGAGAAAUGAAUUGGCUCACAAGAUAAUUUGCAUUAGCAAUGAGGAUCUCAAGUCAAAGAUUCAGAAUUUAGAAUGCCUCUUAGAAAGUAUUUUGCUUAAAGCUAGUUCUUUAUCAAAGAAGGACUUAAAGGAUAAAAUUGACACAUGAAAAAUGAAAUACAACCACUUGCUGAACCACCACCUUUCUUGCUUGAUAAAGAGAAUUACUUAACUAAGAUAAAAAUUCUCCAAGAAACAUUAGCAAGCCAGAUGGCGCAUGAUGCUGAAAAAGAGCUACUCAACCAGUAUAGUCUUGAUGCUUUCACAAAUAUUUCUCCAGUUACAUGGAGUUAUACUGACCAACAUAGAAAUAUGACCAUAGACAAGCUAUUUACAGAUUUGGAAAUUGUGGAUGCUGUUGAUGUGAAAAUUGGAAAUACAUUUUCCUUGAAAGAGAGAGUGUUUCCUGUGUUAUUAGAACAAAGUGAGGAGAUAGGGUCAAGAGUUAUUAUUGUACAAGGUGUUGCAGGGGCUGGAAAGACAUCCCUAUGUAAGUUCCUCAUUCAUCUUUGGACAACUUGUCAAAAACAUGUCAGCCAGAAAUCUGUUGAUUUACUAAUCUAUAUACAGUGCAGAUAUGUUACUACAUCUUCUAUAUCAUCAUACUUGAAAACCAUUUUGCCAAAGACAUUCAGGUGCAUUGAUAUGGAUGAUAUCAUUCCUUUGAUGCAGGAAUCAAGGGUGACGUUCUUGGUAGAUGGCUAUGAUGAAGCUCGCACUGAGGCCAAGGAUCUUUUAGAUGAUAUUCUCAAAUUUUUACCAGAAAGUAAAAUGAUCAUAACUUCAAGGCCACAGUGGGUACCAAAACUUAAAUCUAAAGUUAACCAAAUUUCCUCAAGUUGCAUGAAAGUACUCAGUUUGACAGGCUUCAAGAAUGACAAACGGAAUGAAUUUAUUCAAAAACUCUUUGAUGUUACACUAGGGGUAAAUCAACAGCAAAGAUGUAACCAGUUUUUUGCUUACCUGAAUAAACUGGGAGAACAGCUGGAGGUACUUACACAGUUGCCACUGACUUUAACACUUUUAGUUAUGUUAUGGAUAGAUGACUGCAAGAAUGCUAUGGAAGCAAAGACCAUUACACAGCUCUAUAGAAAACUCAUAGAAUUUAUGCUGAAGAGACUCAGUUCCAAGCUCAACAUAUCUGAUCACGAACAAUGCCGGGAAUGGAUGUUAACCUUGGGAGAAAUAGCAUGGGCUAAUCUUAAAAAAAUCAGCAUUACCUAGAUAAAAGAAAUGUAACUAAACUUAAAAGAAAAGCAGACAGCUUGCAUGUUGAUGGCAUGGCAGCAAUUUCAACAUUCUUGCAUUGUGAUAUCCAGAUUUCCCUUACCGAUUCUCAUGAGUUUUGGACAUUUGCACACAACUGUCAACAAGAAUUCCCAG